GAAGUGAUCAUCUCGUAUCCGCAUAUGGAGAGCGUAUUGAAAACUCCUCUUAGUUUUAUGCCUAAAAGCUAGUAAUAAUAUAUUUGUCGCAGAAAAAAUAGUGAAUUACACUAAUUUUGUUAUUUAUAGUCGAUAAAAAAAAAUUGGGUAAUUCUAAAUGUGUUUGGCAACCCUAUAGAAAAAUAGGAGGGAAAAACUGUCGAUGCUGACAGUUGACACUGACAAAUCAGUGACAGGUCACAGUUGUUUGUCGUCUUGCAUUCUGUAUUCGCGUGUGCCACGAAAGUUGUAAAAAACGCAAGGUGUUUUCCAGUUGAGUGAAAUUGUGUUAAUAUUUUACAUAAAAAAAUAUUCAAGCAAACCUCAGUACGUUACGUACGUUAUAAAAUAAUAUAAACGAAAGUUGAAUACAGGGGCGUAAGUGAAAAAAUAAAGUUUUUACAUCCUGUUCUGACUCCGAAACAAGGCCGUGUGAUUUUAAACUUAAAUUGACAGAUUUUCUUUACUAACCAUGGGAAUGAAAACAAUGAUAUGAAAAUCAACAAUGGACUCCACUUAAGCGCGUUCACUAGAAAACGCGGCAAAAAGUCGUACGCCUGUGAAAUGUGACGUAACGCCAUCUAUCGGUGACAGCUAGUAUUAGAUCGAGAGUAACGAAAAAAAUAUGAAGCUCAAUUUGUUUAAACGGUCCAUGAUUUUCGCGACUUUCUUCGGGUCGUGUUUAUGCAUAGCACUGAUAGUUGCGUCUCUGGGGACCACACAUUGGGUCGAUGCGAGGGCAAGAAGGCUAUCCAAUCCCACGGAAUCCGAGGGUAGAAUAAGUUUUGGACUAUUCGAAGGACGCAAAGAGUUGAAUUUUGCAUACGGCUGGAGAAAUUAUGAUUUAAGUGUAAAAGCCGGUACGCACCCUGCCCGACGUUGGUCAUGGUGCGGUACAGCAGCGCAGCUGGCAGUGGCGUUGGCGGCGUCCGGCGGCGCAUGCGUACUCGCCGCGCUCGGCUCGGCCGCCAGGAACCGAUGCUCGCCGAAACCUUUGCUCAUAUGCAACUGCGCCAUUAUAUUAUUUACGAUGGGGGCAAUGUCAGUCUGGCUGACGGAGUUCUUCCUCCGAUUGCAGCACAACGUAAUGUCGGAUGAAGAUCUAGCGAACACGUGGUCGUCCGACUCUACUGCUGAUCUUGGACUCUCUUUUUGGUUAGUCGUGACGGCUUGUAUAUCGGCAUUCGUUAACAACGUCUGCAUCCUCAUAGCGAUGGCGGAUGGCAGGGACGCCGAUACCAUCGCGCCAGCACUCGAAGAAAAAGUCAACGGGGCUAUAAUGUUAUAUUAAACGAUUGCAUCUCGUCUUUCACUAAUAAAGACUAGCCUAGCUUGGGCAGGAGACAAAAAUGAUAUCCCCCGAUUAUAUCCCCUGACUAAAAUUAAUGUUUCUAUCUGCCAAAGCACGGCAACAGGGAAUAAGAGAAGUUUACCCCCGUAUUUCCACUUUCGCGGUGAGUUAAUAAAGCUGUGGGAGAGGAUAAAAUUGUGUCCUUUCCCCGGAGAGAAAAAUCUCACCUGCCCAUAUUAGCCUGCAGAGUGAGAUUUUCUAUCUAUGUUUACUUAUUCGAUCACAUGGAAGUUUUGUAUGGAAUCGUUAGAGUGCCAUCUAGCGGCAAUACCGUUUCCCGGUAUUGUAAUUAGAUGGCGCUUUUAGGCACCCAGUGGGGUUUUUAAUCCGCACCGCGACAGAGUUAUGUCUACGCAUUAUCUCGUCUUAUCUAAUACAAAUAGGACGAGAAUGAAGUAGACCUCAGGCCUAUAGAGAGCUUACUACCAUUGCUUAAAGCAGUAUUAGUUUGAUACUGUUGACUUGCACUAGUUCCAGUAUUGUUAUCCUUAUUUUAAGACGUCAAGUGUCCCUAACGAAUAUUAGAAAUGUCAAUAUGUGUUUAUUUGUUUGUUACGCUUUCACGCCUUAUGUGCUGAACCGAUAGUCAUAAAAAUUUGCAUAGAAGUUGUUAGGGUUACAAAUAAGGACAUGUAGUCCUUACUUGUACCUCUAACAACGCCUAGAAAAAAGUACGGUUCCCAAGGUAAGGAUUUUUUUUGUUUUAUUGUUGGCAACUAUACUAUUCACUGCACUAUAGAAAAGUACCAAAUCUAUACUGACGCGAGCAAAGCCGAGGGCAAUAUAUAGUUUCAAAUAAGACUGCUUUAGGCGAUGGAUGUAAGCCAUCAAUUAAACUACUACUGUCCAAUACUUUUAAUGUAUAAAAUCGACGCGUCAUAAAGAAACACACACAAGUUCAACACAAAUAGGGUAAUUGAGAUAAGCUCAAAAGAUUUUACGUAUAUAUAAGUUAAGUAUGUAAGGCUGAAUGUUAGUUUAAGUUAAUAUUUGAAUCUCUAAUAAUGCACCUAUUUAAAAGUCCGUCCAUUUUAUUAUAUACAUAUAUUACGAUACGAGGUUAUUAAGUUAUAACUAUGAAAAAUAAGAUUUUUUUAGCAAUUGGCGAGGUUUCUACUUCCUCUAAUACUACCGUACAACAUUUUUUUAGUAAACGUAAUUUUUGAGGUAAAUUUAUCAUCAAUAAUAAUUAAAAUUACAAAGAGAGAAGCUCAAAAAGAUUUUACGUACAUGUUGUCUUCUCAUACUUAA
Molecule: messenger RNA, 2641 nt
Organism: Pararge aegeria (speckled wood butterfly)
Lineage: Eukaryota; Metazoa; Arthropoda; Insecta; Lepidoptera; Nymphalidae
Exons: 5
Coding region: 665-1330 (221 amino acids)
Source: RefSeq, a predicted model, not a curated record